AUGAGCAGUGACGAGAAUAACAAUAAGCCGGGACCGACUGGUGACGCUGGUAAGCAAUCGAUUUUCGAAUUGGAGCGCAUUGUGGUUUUUUUCAGCUCCAGUUGCGGAAAAUGGAAAGUUCGAUUUGACGAAGGUCAACCAGCCGAUGGCCGACUGGCUUGACGAUUGCAUCAAGAGACUCAACAGUAUGCGGUGAAUGUUAUGAAACCACCAGAAAUCAGUGCAUGUUCAGGUCUGUACAACAACACAACCAUCAACAUAACGCAAGUGAUGUCGGGCCACGAGAUCAUCCAAAUCAUCCGUCUCAUCGAGGGCGUCUUCAUGGACGAGAGCAAUUUGUGCGAGGCGGAGGCGCCGAUCAAAGUGAUCGGCGACAUCCACGCCCAGUUCCAGGACCUCAACCGCCUGUUCGAUUUGAUUGGCCGCGUGCCCGAGGAGCGCUUCAUGUUUCUCGGCGACUACGUGGACCGCGGACCGCAGGGCAUCGAGGUCGUCGUCCUGCUCUUCUGCCUCAAGCUCCGCUACCGGGACCGCAUCUUUUUGCUGCGCGGCAACCACGAGACGCCGUCGGUCAACAAGAUUUACGGAUUCUACACCGAGUGCCAGUACAAGUACGGCGUCGGUCUCUGGUGGGACUUUCAGGUCGGUUUCUAGGUCGGUUUCUCGCAACAUUCUCUUGCAGACGUGCUUCAACCGCAUGCCGAUGUCGGGACUGAUCUCGAAGAAGGUGCUGUGCAUGCACGGCGGUCUCUCGCCCGACCUCGCCACCCUCGACACGAUCCGCAACAUUCCGCGUCCGUGCGAACCGCUCGACCGCGGCCUUCUCAUUGACUUGUUGUGGGCCGACCCGACAAACAAGGGCGACGGAUGGUUCCACUCAAUCAGAGGUUUGAUUAGGCGGCCGAAUGUUCUCUCUUGGAAUCGUAGUCCCUCAUUGCAGGCAUCAGCUACAUGUUUGGAAAGGCAGUUGUCGAGCAGGCGUGCAAGAAUCUCCAAAUUGAUUUGAUCAUCCGGGCCCAUCAGGUGGUCCAGGAUGGAUAUGAGAUGAUGACCGGACGCCGUCUCAUCACCGUCUUCUCGGUGCCCAACUAUUGUGCCCAGUUUACGAACGCCGCCGCCGUCGUCUGCCUCAGCGCCAACUUGGAGGUGCGUGCCCUCUCGCGAAAUGCUCGCCAAUUCAUAUUUUGCAGAUCUCGUUCCAACAAAUGAUUCCGCCGCCACUGCCUGCGGGCACCAAAGCCAAAGUCGCGCCGGCGAUCGCCAUCGACGUGGACGCGGGCAAUGCGAAGGCCGACAAGGAAUUUAUCAAACCGUUCGCGAAGCCCGUCUAA
Molecule: messenger RNA, 1331 nt
Organism: Caenorhabditis sp. 36 PRJEB53466
Lineage: Eukaryota; Metazoa; Nematoda; Chromadorea; Rhabditida; Rhabditidae
Source: the annotation of a GenBank genome assembly